Artibeus jamaicensis (Jamaican fruit-eating bat) is the source of this 503-nucleotide messenger RNA. Its product is annotated as 60S ribosomal protein L32-like. Gene Ontology annotation, molecular function: structural constituent of ribosome. Lineage: Eukaryota; Metazoa; Chordata; Mammalia; Chiroptera; Phyllostomidae. The record is from RefSeq and is a predicted model, not a curated record. Gene Ontology annotation, cellular component: ribosome; cytosolic large ribosomal subunit. The transcript has a single exon. Gene Ontology annotation, biological process: translation.
UUUCUUGGUGCUGCCUACAGGGGGGCAGCUAUUUCUUAUUUAGGACCAUGGCUACCCUCAGACCCCUCAUAAAACUCAAGAUUGUCAAAAAUAGGACCAAGAAGUCCAUCUGGCACUAGUCACAUUGAUAUGUCAAAAUUAAGCAGAAUUGGUGGAAACCCAGAGGCACUGACAACAGGAUAAACAGAAGAUUAAAGGGUCGGAUCAUGAUGCCCAACAGUGGUUACAGGAGCAACAAGAAAACAAAGCACAUGCUGCCCUGCCCCCAUGGCUUUUGGAAGUUCUUGGUCCACAACAUCAAGGAGCUUGAAGUGCUGCUGAUGUACAACAAAUCUUACUGUGCUGAGACUGCUCACACUGUCUCCUCAAAGAACCAAAAAGCUACUGUAGGAAGAGCAGACCAGCUGGCCAUCAGAGUCAACAAUUCCAAUACCAGGCAGUACACUGAAGAAAAUGAACAGAUAGAUUGUGUACACACUGUAUUUGUGUUAAUAAAACCAUAA